GCCUCGGAUCAUUGUGUCGGUGCGCAGGGGAGCCGCUCGGUGUUUCUGCGCUGGAUGUGGAUCUCGGACGAUGGUUAUUAUUCCCGCACUUGAGACGCACGGAGCAGCGCGAAAGGCUUGAGAACCGCCUCAUCAUGAGACUCCACUGGGUCAUUGUCGCGUCGUAUUUCAAUUUGCUGCCACUCGCAGUGUGGUGCGAGCCAGUCAUCUCCCCCGGCGGGCCACACAUAGUCGUUCCCAAGAGGGGGAGGCUGGAGCUGCAUUGCCAUGACAAUGCAACGGCGUCUGGCGCCCCGUCCAAGCUGAGGUGGCAGAGGGAGAGGGCUCGCCGGCCGGAGGGGGAGGUGGAGGAGGGUGGAGUGGCCUACAUCAGGGUGCCGGCGGUGCAGGUCUACCACAUGGGUCGUUACGUGUGCGUCAACAACAGCACGCUGGAACACAGGUCCAUCUACGUAUAUGUGAAAGACCCCCAGAAUGCCUUCCAGCGCACCAUGGUGAACGUCAUCCUGGUGCGUGCUGGUGAGAACUGCACCAUCCCCUGUCUUGUGACCGACCCCGAGGUCUCGCGCCUCGCUUUAGAGACCUGCGACGGGCGACCUUUGCCCUCUGGCAUGAGUUUCCGCAGCCACCUCCAGCGAGGCGUCAUCAUCAGCAAUGUGAGGAAGGAGUACGAGGGCUGUUACGUCUGUGUGGGGCAGCUCGACGGGGUCAAAGUGACAUCGAGCCAAUACACUGUGGAUGUUCGACUAGUACCGGAGGCGCCUCCCACGGUCACGCUGUCCCAGAGAGACCCUGUUAUCCUGAGAAAAGGGGAGCAGUUUGAGAUCACCUGCAGCUCCACCAACGUCAACCCGGACAUCAGUCUUAAGUGGGAUUUCCCUUCGACAGCGCAUCCUGACGAGUCCCACAACUCACACAUCCUGCCCGGCUCCCGUGGUUACCAACGCGCCACCUCCCUCUUGAUCAGAGCCGUCAACCAGUCAGACUCAGGCUCGUACCGCUGCUUCGCCCUCAACGAGAGGGGCACCAGUGCCACGGCGCUCCAGCUGGAUGUCCGCGACCAGGGGUUCAUUACGAUGUUAGGAGACCCCAGUCCAGUCCAGGCUGAUGUUAAAGAGGGGGAGAGCCUGAGCCUCAGGGCAGAAUUUGAUGCCUAUCCUAAACCCGACUCGCUGUCCUGGUCUUACAACGGCAAACAGCUCCUGAACACAACGGAGCACGUUAUCACUAUCCACCGCCACAAGUACAGGUACGUCAGCGAGCUCAGACUGGUGAGAGUCCUCGGCUCUGAGGGAGGGAUCUACAAGUUCGCAGCCAGUCACAAGGAUGCUUUUGUCGAGCAUUCGUUCCACGUGUACGUCAACAGUAAGCCGGUCAUCAUUGCCCAGGAGGGGCCGGUUGAUGGACAGGUGCGCUGCAUUGCCGCAGGUUACCCGGUCCCUAAAAUCAGCUGGUACUUCUGCAAGCUGCCCCACACAAGGUGCUCACACCUGCCCAAUGCCACCCAAUGGGAGACCCCGGAGGUCUCCAUGGUUACGGAGUCUGCCUUCGGCAGGAGCGAGGUGGAGAGCCGGCUGAACGUGAGCAGCAAGGAGCACGCCCACUAUCACACCCUGGAGUGUGUGGCGAGCACGGAGGGGGAGGAGGCCUACACGCUGUUCUCCAUCAGCGAACGCGUCGUCCCCCAUAAACUCUUCACUCCUCUUCUGACGGGCAUGGUGGCCACAGGUAUCUUCCUCAGCCUUGUUCUGGUGGUGCUGCUCUAUAAAUACAUGCAGAAACCAAAGUUCCAAAUCCAGUGGAAGGUGAUCGAGAGUAUCCGUGGCAACAACUACAUAUAUAUUGACCCUACCCAGCUGCCGUAUGACUCAAAAUGGGAGUUUCCUCGACAGAAACUACGCUUCGGUAAAACCCUGGGCUCUGGGGCGUUUGGAAAGGUAGUGAGGGCCACAGCGUAUGGACUCUGCUCUGCUGAUACUGUUACAACCGUUGCCGUUAAGAUGCUCAAACCCAAUGCCCACUCGACGGAGAAGGAGGCGCUGAUGUCAGAGCUGAAGGUCCUCACUUACCUCGGAAACCACGUGAACAUCGUGAACCUCCUGGGGGCCUGCACUGUCGGAGGCCCGAUUCUGGUGAUCACAGAGUACUGUUGCUAUGGCGACCUCCUCAACUUCCUGCGCCGAAAAAGAGAGUCGUUCCUAAAUUCCCAAGUUGGCGACGGUUACUAUCGCAACGUCUCGAACCGAACGGAGCCCGUGAGCAGAGAUGAGCCUGGUACAGGAUAUAUGCCCAUGCGUCCCUCUGAGAAAGAGAGGUCCUCCCAGUCAGAAGACAUAGACGAGAUGUCCCUGGACGCCGAAGAUCUCCUCAGCUUUUCCUACCAGGUGGCCAAAGGAAUGGAGUACAUAACUUCCAAGAACUGCAUACACAGAGACCUUGCAGCCAGAAACAUUCUGCUGACUCACGGCAGGGUGGCAAAGAUCUGUGACUUCGGGUUGGCACGAGACAUCACAACUGAUGCCAGCUAUGUGCUCCGAGGCAAUGCUCGCCUGCCGGUCAAGUGGAUGUCUCCUGAGAGUAUCUUCGACUGUGUCUACACUUUCGAGAGUGAUGUGUGGUCCUACGGCAUCCUGCUCUGGGAAAUCUUCUCUCUGGGUAACAGCCCGUACCCUGGGAUGCAGGUGGGCUCAGCUUUUUAUAGGAUGAUUCAGGAGGGCCACAGGAUGAGCAGGCCGGAGUUCGCUCCCAUCGAGAUGUACGACAUGAUGUUGUCCUGUUGGAGCCACGAUCCUUUAAAAAGACCUUCCUUCAGGAAACUGGUGGAGAGGACAGAGCUGCUGUUGUCAGAAAAUACCAAGAAUGUGUACCUGAGACUCAGCAACAAUCCAGGUCAUCCAGAGCAGCAGAGGGCGCCAUCGCGGAGGCUGAGUUCAGUCUGCAGCACAACGGCCCCCACUCAGCCCCUACUGCAAAGCACUGCUGAUGUCUUCCUGGACUACGUCUGACACACACACACACACACACACACACACACACACACACACACACACACACACACACGUGCACAUACACACUGCUGUAAAACAUAAAUCCCCCUCCCUACCUCCCUGAUCAUUCUCUCCACGGAACGCACAAAGUACAGGAGUGAAAUGCACUCUGUAAACUACUAACAAAAGAUUCACUCAGACUAACUCAAACUCUGGCCUUCCUGCAUCACACACAUAUCACACUCAAACUCACACACAGAUAUAGAUACUGUAUAUAUACGACCCUGCACUGGGCUCUCAGUAUUGGCCCCUGUCUACCCUCCCCAUCGGUGUAUUGAUCUCUGUGGUAGGUAUUUCAGGUGCACGUCUAUAGAAAGCAGACUGCGGCACUAACCGCCCAUCAGACACAACAUCUCCCAUCAGCAACAGGAGGAGUUUUGGCUCCGACUUGAUUACAUCUUAAAAAUUCUUUAGGGAAAAAAACACAGACUGCAAGUACGAGUAAACACCUUGGACUGAAAAACAGAUGAGCAGAGUUUUUCCUCUGAUAACUGCAUUGCAAGAUAUUUUUCUUUGUCAGAUUUGUCUCCCGUUUAAUGGGAAUUACAAGACAUUUUGAAAAAUAUACUUGCUGAGAGAUAGAUUGAGAAGGUUGAUACCACUUUAACAUCUGCGCGUUAAGUAUGGAGGUAAAGCCACCUGCUAGCUCCUCUCAGUUCUAAUUAAAAUAUUUCUUGUUAGAAAAAUCUAUUACAAUUUGUGAUUUUAAUGGGGAGUUAUGUGUGGAAUUAUUUCUUGGCUGGAAGCAGUGACUGAUGCUGAUGCACAUCUUGUGUUGAGGUUUCAGAAAAGAGUUUGGUUGGGUUUAUUUUCCACCUGUGAUUUACUAAAAAAUAGAGAAAGCAUAGUGUAUGAGCCCUUUCUGCUGGUGUGCUAUUGUCUUACCUAAAUAACCUGAUAUCUUUCAUCAGGGCAAUAACUGACAGGCGCCCCCAUAGAAAGACAAUUCCUCAAUUUAAAUUUUUUCUCUGGGGGCUGGUGGUCAGAUUUUGUCGACAGACCUAAAUAAGCUAACUGAGUGCAGGCUGUGUCUUCAUAUCCACUGUACAGAUAUGACAGUGGUAUCUCUCAUCUCAUCGCAAUCUCGGCAUGAAGCUCACUUCCCAAAAUGUCAAACUGCGACCUUAAAAAUGUAUUAACUUACUGCAAGUGUCACUUGGUUAACAGAUACUGUCAGGUUGUCAUCCAGCCUGCCUUGAAAAAAAAAUAACCUUAUGCUACCCUCUUUUAUGAAACGAGCCAUGGCGAGGUGGCAUGCAAGUGAUAAUCUCAAAUGAAAAAAAUAAAGCCAUAAGUGACAGAAACACUGACUCCCACCUGUGAGUUAAAGCUUUGAAUACUGUGACUUGACUGACUGGUGUAUCGCUGUUAUGUAUUUUAGGGCUAGCUUUAGUUUAGUCUCAUUAGCAAAGCCACUGUGGCCAGGUGUUUAGGACUGAUUGUGUGCUCUUUUUACAUGAUUUCUUGUAUGUCCAACAUGUAUGCAAUGUAAAUACAAUAGAGAUGUGCCUUUAGAUUCUUUUUUUUUUUUUUUUUAACUGAAUCCAUUUGGUUGUGAUAUUGUUAUUGGAGAGGGGAUGACAAAAGAAGGGGGUCUUCUGUAUUCUGAUUUUGAGGAUCAUGUGGUUUUGAUACAGUGGGUUGACUUGUAAUAAUAAAGAAAGUACCUGUGAUGGUAGAACCAA
Acanthopagrus latus (yellowfin seabream) is the source of this 4732-nucleotide messenger RNA. It is a transcript of the gene kitb, whose product is annotated as KIT proto-oncogene, receptor tyrosine kinase b. The record is from RefSeq and is a predicted model, not a curated record. NCBI's taxonomy places the organism in Eukaryota, Metazoa, Chordata, Actinopteri, Spariformes, Sparidae. The transcript is spliced from 20 exons. Gene Ontology annotation, molecular function: cytokine binding; ATP binding; transmembrane receptor protein tyrosine kinase activity. Gene Ontology annotation, biological process: protein phosphorylation; positive regulation of receptor signaling pathway via JAK-STAT; multicellular organism development. Gene Ontology annotation, cellular component: signaling receptor complex. Bases 135 to 3005 code for a protein of 956 amino acids.